Molecule: messenger RNA, 1146 nt
Organism: Brettanomyces bruxellensis
Lineage: Eukaryota; Fungi; Ascomycota; Pichiomycetes; Pichiales; Pichiaceae
Exons: 1
Coding region: 1-1146 (381 amino acids)
Biological process (GO): hydrogen peroxide catabolic process; cellular response to oxidative stress; response to reactive oxygen species
Molecular function (GO): heme binding; peroxidase activity
Source: RefSeq, a predicted model, not a curated record
AUGUCGACCGCAGCAUUUUCACCUUUCUUCAAAUUUGCUUCCAGGACAUUUGCACGUUCCUCGGGCUCUUCUUCAGCAAGGAGAAUUGUGCUUUCCGGCUCAUUAGCAGCAGCCUUAACAACUGCAGCUUGGGCUUAUGAUGAUAACAGAGGAGGCAACAACAAUAAUUCGAACAAUUCUAAUCACUUGCUCUCCAAAGCUUUCUUGGGAGGACUAUUUGGCUCAAAAGAGUAUGAAAAGAACACACGGGAGGCCUCUAAAGAUGUGAAACCUUUCGAAUAUUAUCAGAAGGUGUACAACGAUAUAGCAAUCAAGAUUAGAGAGCAUGAUGAGUGGGAUGACGGCUCGUAUGGCCCAAUUCUUGUCAGAUACGCAUGGCACAAUUCCGGCUCGUAUAGCCAGCAUGAUCACACCCAGACCAAGGGAGGAUCGUACUCUGGAACAAUGAGGUUUGCCAAAGAGCAGCAUGAUCCGGAAAAUGCAGGUCUACCAGGAGCAGAGAAUUUCUUGAAGUCGAUCAAGGAGAAAUAUCCGGAUCUUUCGACUGGUGACCUCAACACUCUCGGAGGAGUGGUUGGAAUUCAGGAGAUGGAUGGUCCAAAGAUAUCCUGGAGACCCGGCAGAAAGGAUCUUGGCCAAGAGGCAAUUCCUCCUUACCACCGUUUGCCAGAUGCCUCUCAGACCAGUGCCGAUUACGUGAGAUCCGUUUUCAACGACAGGCUGGGCUUUUCUGAUGAGGAAAUGGUGGCACUUAUUGGUGUUGGUCAUUCUAUCGGAAGAUGCCACACGACAAGUUCUGGUUUCGAUGGUCCAUGGACUUUUUCCCCAACCGUUGUCACAAACGAGUUUUUCAAGUUGCUCCUAGACGAAGAUUGGGACUGGAGAAAGUGGAAUGGAAAGAAGCAGUAUGAGGAUGUCAAGACCAAGUCGCUUAUGGCUCUUCCAACUGAUAUGACCUUGAAGACCGACCCUAAGUUCAGAAAGUACUCUGAGAUUUUUGCCAAGGACAGUGACAGAUGUAUGACUGUUUUCGCUAGUGCUUUCAGCAGGCUUUUGGAGAGAGGAAUAUCCUUCCCAUCUUCCACCAAGCCAAUGAUAUUCCAGACUUUGGAUGAGCAGCAUAUUGGUGAGGAGGAUGAGGAGUGA